AGGCUACACACAUUAUCAUGAAGAAACUGUGAAAUGGCUGCCCAUGUCGCCCGUAUCUAAAUCCACCACUGAUAAGCAGUAAUGGACAGUCAAUACCAUCAUGGGACGUUUCCCUUUAACCUUUUAUACUUGUGCCUAAAUCGAAGUGUUUCUUAAAGAAGAAAAUGAAAAGCAUAUGUAUAACCAUGGCAGCAAUUGAAACCAUGGCAGCAAUUGAAAGGGAACAGUUUGGAGAUAAUGGGGAAAUGAUUAGACCAAAGGAGCCCCAGAUGAACAUGGAGAGCCUGAGCAAGCCAGAGCUGCUGAUGCUCUUCAGUGUCCUGGAGGGAGAGCUGGAGGCUCGUGACCUGGUCAUCGAGGCCCUCAGGGCCCAGUGCAGAGACACAUAUGUGGAGAAGCGCUAUGGGAAGUACAACCUGAGCGACCCGUUCCUGGCUCUGCAGAGGGACAGUGAGGCGUUGGGGGGGCAGAGCCUUGGGGUCCACCAGGCUUCAGCCUGCUCUAGCCCCCUGGCUGUGCUCAAGCAGGUGGUCACCCACUGCAGGAGGAUGCAGGAGAAGAUGCUCGCCCAGCUAGCUGCAGCCGAGAGCAGUCACAAGAGGGUCAUUGCAGAUCUGGAGGAGGAGAGGAGAAGGCAUGCAGAGGACACCGCUGAGGGUGAUGAUGUCACUUGCAUCCUGGAAAAGGAGAGGGAACGCCUCUUGCAACAGCUGGAGUUUGAGCGGGGCCAGGUGCGUCGUCUGGAGAAGGAACAGAAGAGGGUCCUGGAGCAGCUGGAGGAGGAGCGGGUGCAGCACAAGCAGCACUCCUCUGCCCUGGCCAAGGAGUGCAAGUGGGCCAGCCAGCGGGCCCUGGAGGUGGACCACCGCCUGGCUGAGGCAAACCGUAGGCUGGAGAAGGAGCAGGGGGAGAUCUUGGCCCUGAGGGCUGAGCUACAGAAGGAGAGGAGGAGGGCCCUGCAGAUGGAGGCCAGGGUGGAGGAGCGGCUGGCUGAGUUUGACAUGGAGAAGGAGCAGCUCCGCUCUCUGCUCAAGAGGGAGGAGGCCCAGUGCUGCCUGCUGCAGGAGCAGGUGGAGGCGCUGAGGAGAGAGCUUCAGGAAGAGAGGGGAGAUGAGGAGGAGGAUGAGAGGAGAGACUCUCCUGUGGAUAUCAGUGGAGGGUCACCACUAUUACGACCACCACCAGUGGAGGGGGGUGAAGAGCCUAAAGUCAACGGUCACGACUGCCUCAGGGAGGACGCCCUUCCACACAGACUGGGCCUGGACAACCGGAGUGAGAACAGCAGCCCUGUCCUGCUGUCCCCUGCCCUCCUGAACCAGAGCCUGUCCCCCUGCAGCACGGGGUCUUCCUCCCUCACCUCCUCCCCGUGCUCCUCUCCUCAGCUGGCCAAACGGCUGGCCCUGGCCACCAGUCCCAGCUACCAGUCCUCCUACCAGGCAGGCAUCAACCAGCGCUUCCACGCUGCUCGCCACAAGUUCCAGGGCCACACUGAUCCAGAGCCACAGCAGGAGGGAAGAGGAGGUGGCAGCCUACCCCACUCCCCUAGAGACCUGUCCCCGUCCCCUGAGUGCAUCCCCGUCCCUGUCCCCAGCCCGGCCAAGCAUCUGGCCCGCAGCACCGUCACUCACGUCCUGUCCCGCUUCACAGUCCAGCAGGGGGCCAAACCUCCGCCACCCAACAGCUCUCCCUUCGGCACUGACUACCGUAACCUGGCCCUGACCCCCUCCUCCCCGGUCAUCCCCAGGGCCUCUGGUGCUGCUCUGCCUCUGGGGGUCUGCUCCCCAACCAUCCCCCGAGCAGACAGGGGCAACCCGCCCCCCAUCCCCUCUAAGAAGCCUGGCCUGGCCCAGUCUCCAGCGCCAUCCAUCCCUGGUACCAGAGCCAGCCACUUUCCUGAGCUGUCAGGAAGCUGUGGUCUCACCAGCGGCCAGGAGAAUGUUAAAGAGCUGGACAUGGUGGUUUCCUCCGUCAGUUAGCCUAGCCUCCUACUGAGUGCUACUAGCGCUGUGUUCUUUUAUACCGCUCACACGUUCCUGUGCUGAGGCACGCUGCAAAACACUGUCAAGUUAACUGUAUUUAUUUUAUUUUUGACAUGCAUUCUGCUUCAUUCUUCUUGUAGCACAAUAUAUGUAUUUGUAUUUAUGCAUUUUGGGUUUGUUGGUAAUAUAAUAUAAGGAGAAUAAGCAGUAAUGAAGAGUAAUGGGCCAACAUGCAUGUUAGUUGCUGGGUACUUUUCAAAAGUUUGCUAAGAAUAGCAUGUAAUGUCAUGGGACAAUCAAAUGUUGCUACUUAUAAUGCAGCUUUUGAAUUUGAGCUUGGAAAUAAGCAUUUCUCUAAAUCAAUAUUGGGAUUUAGCCUAAUACUGAACAAAAUAAGAGAGCUUAUCUUAAACUGCAGAGUUUAAUACUGAACCAAGGCUGCUUACAAACACAUUAUUAUAAUGUUAUAUUUCCUAAAAUGGCACAUGAUUAUAACAUUCCAUAUCUUCAAGGCUUAAUAAGUUGGCAGUAUUCUGUGUAUAUGCAGUAUUCUGUGUAUGUGCAGAAUUCUGUGUAUAUGCAGUAUUAUUAAUACUUGCUCUCAUACCAAUCGUCUGGUCAAACAUUUAGAAUGUAUAUUUUUACAUGAGCACAAUAUAUCUCUUUUACACCCGCAUAUUGGUUUGUCAUAUACAGUUGAGGUCGGAAGUUUACAUACACUUAGGUUGGAGUCAUUAAAACUUUUUUUCAACCACUCCACAAAUUUCUUGUUAACAAACUAUAGUUUUGGCAAGUCAGUUAGGACAUCUACUUUGUGCAUGACACAAGUCAUUUUUCCAACAAUUGUUUACAGACAGAUUACUUCACUUAUAAUUCACUGUAUCACAAUUCCAGUGGGUCAGAUGUUUACAUAAACUAAGUUGACUGUGCCUUUAAACAGCUUGGAAAAUUCCAGAAAAUUAUGUCAUGGCUUUAGAAGAUUCUGAAAGGCAUAUUGACAUAAUUUGAGUCAAUUGGAGGUGUAUCUGUGGAUGUAUUUCAAGGCCUACCUUCAAACUCAGUGCCUUUUUGCUUGACAUCAUGGGAUGUCAAAAGAAAUCAGCCAAGACCUCAGAAAACAAUUGUAGACCUCCACAAGUCUGGUUCAUCCUUGGGAGCAAUUGAGUGUAUGUAAACUUCUGACUCACUUUGAAUGUGAUGAAAGAAGUAAAAGCUGAAAUAAAUCAUUCUCUCUACUAUUAUUCUGACAUUUCACAUUCUUCAAAUAAAGUGGUGAUCCUACCUGACCUUAGACUGGGAAUUUUUACUCUGAUUAAAUGUCAGAAAUUGUGAAAAAACUGAGUUUAAAUGUAUUUGGCUAAGGUGUAUGUAAACUUCCAACUUCAACUGUAUCUACUAUACUGCACAUAUAAAUAUUUAAUUAUGUUUUUAUAUGGUACAUUAAAUAUUGCCUUAGUAUAUCACUUGGCUAUCAGGACUAGUAAUCAGCACUGCUGAACGGGGAGAAUCUCAAUUGCAUACUCCUCGCAUCCUCUCUCCUCGCCUCCAUCUCAAAACCCAUUGGAGGCGGUCAGAGAGGAGGGACCUCUGGCUUUCUCAUCCAAAGGGUUUUGAGAAGGAGGUGAGGAGAGUGGACGCAAGGAGUAGGCAGUUGAGAUUAUCCCAUUGUCUAGUAAGAUAAUCAAGUAUUAUAGUUAUAGUAUUAUAGAGAAUUUAUUGUCAUAGCUUGUGUUAUUUACCCCAUAGCUGUUUUGGCAAUGAUGAGGGGGUAGUUGUGUG
Messenger RNA from Oncorhynchus keta (chum salmon), 3758 nucleotides. RefSeq names its product CTTNBP2 N-terminal-like protein. The record is from RefSeq and is a predicted model, not a curated record. The transcript is spliced from 5 exons. NCBI's taxonomy places the organism in Eukaryota, Metazoa, Chordata, Actinopteri, Salmoniformes, Salmonidae. The coding region runs from base 165 to 1976 and encodes 603 amino acids.